Diachasmimorpha longicaudata is the source of this 1615-nucleotide messenger RNA. RefSeq names its product pachytene checkpoint protein 2 homolog (gene pch2). The record is from RefSeq and is a predicted model, not a curated record. Lineage: Eukaryota; Metazoa; Arthropoda; Insecta; Hymenoptera; Braconidae. Gene Ontology annotation, molecular function: ATP binding; ATP hydrolysis activity. Gene Ontology annotation, cellular component: nucleus; chromosome. Gene Ontology annotation, biological process: meiotic recombination checkpoint signaling; reciprocal meiotic recombination. The transcript is spliced from 6 exons. The coding region runs from base 225 to 1496 and encodes 423 amino acids.
CCCCAUUUUUAAAUGCCCCUAACGAAUUAAAACCGUUGACAUGUGCUCCUCGUAAAUAACAAGAGUCGGAGUGGUUCGAUUAGAUAAAAAGUAUCAACAAAGUAGUGAUUAACAGAAUCAGUCCUCGAUUCCCAACGAACCAACCGAGAAGUGAAGUGACUGCAGACCAAUAUCACUAAUUAUUAUACUCUCUGGUACCUUGUCGUACUUCUGGGGCUUUAAAAAUGCCAACACGAGCUGUUGACGUCGAGAUAUGUCAAAGGAACGAAAGCACUCUCAACAAUGACAGAAUAACUGAAUUAGUCCACUUAGAGUUGAUGAGACUGGAGCAAGUGGACGUGGACAUUCCAAUUUCAACAAAUAAUUCACCGAUUGAACUUUUGAGGGAUCAUGUGGCUUUCGUCAGUUGUUGCUUCAGAAAUAAUGGCAAGGACACUAAAGACAAAAUUGCAAUUAGUGACAGUGGGCCCUUCAGAUACUUUAUCUACAGGCUGGCCCUGGAAGAGGUGUCCACUGAGACAAUGCAGGCCGAUUCUGAGGAGCUCCCAGUCUCGUCUCACUGGAUUCUACCAGCUGCAGAAUUUAAUGGGCUGUGGGAAAACCUUUGCUACACAACAAAAAUCAAGGAAAACCUUUUGAAUUUCAUCGAAACAACGAUGCUCUUCUCGGAAAAGAAUGUAGAUCCCAACAUCAUCACCUGGAACAGAGUUGUUCUUCUCCAUGGGCCUCCAGGCACCGGAAAAACUAGUUUAUGCAAAGCUCUAGCUCACAAAGCUGCAAUUCGACUGAAUAAAUAUUUUCCUCGAGGAGAACUAGUCGAGAUAAACAGCCACAGUCUAUUUUCAAAGUGGUUUUCUGAGAGUGGUAAAUUAGUGAUGAAGUUAUUUAACGGGGUGAAAGAGCUCCUGGACGAUCCCCAGGCACUCGUAUGCAUCCUGAUUGAUGAGGUGGAGUCGUUGGCACAUGCCAGAAAGUCAUGCACCAGUGGAUCUGAACCCAGUGACGCAAUAAGAGUCGUCAAUGCGCUUUUGACGCAGCUGGACCAGUUGAAACGUUACAGAAACGUUCUUAUAUUGACGACAAGCAAUGUGACAGAGGCAAUAGACUUGGCAUUCGUGGAUAGGGCUGAUAUCAAGCAGUUCAUUGGGCACCCUGAGCCCAAGGCUAUUUAUCAGAUUUAUUCGUCGUGUUUGAAGGAGUUGAUGAGGGUAAAUUUUCUGGAGUCCUUUGAGAUUCAACCCUGGGAGGUGUACGACUGCAUUGGAGACGUCUCAGAUCCGAUCUACGAAUGUAUAUCAUCGCAUGGCAAGACGACCGUCAAUUUCCGCAAUUUAAUCUACACGAGUGUGGGCCUGAGUGGUCGGGCCCUGCGGAAAGUUCCGUUUUUGGCGCACGCAUUGUUCACUGAUAACACCGAGACAUCAAAUUUCGAUGAUUUCCUAGGGGCUAUGAUGAUGGCCGUGAAGAAGCAGAAGGCCGAUGAAUUGCAAUUGUAAUUUUAUUUACAUUUUUUAAACAAGAAAUUGUGAAUCUCGUCAUCUAUUUUUGUAUUGAUUGUGUAUUAAUCAUGAAUUAAAAUGAGAGAGAUCUAUUGAAUAAAAACAUCUGCACUCGA